Molecule: messenger RNA, 627 nt
Organism: Microthlaspi erraticum
Lineage: Eukaryota; Viridiplantae; Streptophyta; Magnoliopsida; Brassicales; Brassicaceae
Source: the annotation of a GenBank genome assembly
AUGGCUUCAAUACCAUGUCCCGUCGAGCUCUCUAGUCAUCUCGGAUCUUCUUCCAAGCGUAGAAGCUACAAACAGUGUAGCUUAGUAAAAAGACGGAGAGAGAGGGACACUCAAGUUCUCAACUCCAUUAUUUGCGUCAGUAACUUACAGAUAACGCGUCUACCGCCAUUACAUGCAACAAAGAAUAGCCCGAGAGGUUUUGGCGCUCCUCCUAAGAAAACAAAGAAGGCAAAGAAGCAAAAACCUGGAAAUCCAAGUGAUGAAGAAGACGAUGAAGAAGACGAAGAUGAUGAAGAUGAUCGUGAGAGAGGUGUGAUUCCAGAGAUUGUGACGAACAGAAUGAUAAGCAGAAUGGGAUUCACUGUGGGGUUACCACUCUUCGUUGGCCUCUUGUUCUUCCCACUCUUUUACUAUCUCAAAGUGGGAUUGAAAAUCGAUGUCCCCACAUGGGUUCCGUUCAUUGUUUCGUUCGUCUUCUUCGGUACGGCUUUAGCUGGUGUGAGUUACGGGAUCGUGUCAUCGAGCUGGGAUCCGUUGAGAGAAGGAUCAUUGUUAGGAUGGAACGAAGCUAAGAAGAACUGGCCUGUCUUUUGGCAGUCCUUUUGGAAUUCCUCAGACAAGAGAUAG